CCGGCCUUCCUCCGCCUUGCUUUCGGCGUGUGCUUUGCCUUCUUCCUCCUCUUGGAAGCCAUGAGAUAUCAGUGCAUUCCUCCACUCCACGCCCCCCUGGAGGCCUUCCUUCGCCCCUUCACUGACGCCCGUGAUGCCGGCCCACUCAUUCUCAGCCACUUCUCUCUGCUGCUCGCCUGCAUGCUGCCUCUCUCCCUCACCCCGCCCGCCUUCCUCUCCUCCUCGCACUCUCCAAUCCAAGCCUGCCACGUGGCACCCUUUGCGGGGCUGCUGAGUGUCGGCAUCGGGGAUACCAUGGCGUCGGUGGUGGGGGUGCGAUGGGGGCAGCACCGCGUGGCAUCGGACUCGCCCAAGUCGUGCCAGGGCACCGCCGCCGCUGCUGCCGCCAUGCUCGCCGCCUCGCUGCUGCUGCUCGCCCUGCUGCCGCCUCCCCUUGCACCCGCCCAUGAUGCCUCUGCUGCUGCGCUUCACAAACCGCUCUUCUCCAAGCUACUGCAGGCGCCCAUAGCAGCGAGCGUGGUGGCGUGUGUGUUGUCGGCGCUGCUGGAGGCGUUCACCCACCAGCUCGACAACGCCUUCAUCCCCCUCCUGCACUUCGCCCUCUGCUGCCUCUAG
This is a messenger RNA of Closterium sp. Yama58-4, 615 nucleotides long. NCBI's taxonomy places the organism in Eukaryota, Viridiplantae, Streptophyta, Zygnematophyceae, Desmidiales, Closteriaceae. The record is from the annotation of a GenBank genome assembly.